Messenger RNA from Phascolarctos cinereus (koala), 8904 nucleotides. RefSeq names its product ras homolog family member J (gene RHOJ). Gene Ontology annotation, biological process: small GTPase-mediated signal transduction. The record is from RefSeq and is a predicted model, not a curated record. NCBI's taxonomy places the organism in Eukaryota, Metazoa, Chordata, Mammalia, Diprotodontia, Phascolarctidae. Gene Ontology annotation, molecular function: GTPase activity; GTP binding.
CCCACUCAUCCUAAUAUGGAAUGCAGCAGGAAACCCAUGAUUUCCUGACACUUAGUAAGCUGGAGAAAGAGAGGAAAAACUCCAUUUGAAAAAAAAAAUCCCGGCUUUCCUCCAUGUUAGAUGUGAAAUGGAAAAUGGGAAGGAUUUAGAAGAAAUCCCUGGUGUCUCCAGCCAAGUUGGAGAAAGGGAAGAAAGAGCGAAAGCUUCAGGCUGCUAUCUUUCAAGAUCACAGUAAACACCCAGAUCUCUAGGAAAAUGAGGGUGUCUUGAUUCAAACGGACAGGGGAAAGACAAGCUAUUUUAUUUUUCUUUCAAAGUGGACAUUCCCUUUCUUUACCAGCAUGGUGAAAUGAGAGGGCAAACAGCAGCAACCUGGAAAAUGUUAAGUCUGAGCCAAGAGUACCCAGCUAAGUGAGGGUAAACACAACCUGGGCGCUCACUCGGGUUUUUCUUCAUGCGCUCCUAGAAGAACUUGGAGAAUCAGGAAUAGCCCCAGUAAGAAUGAAUUGCAAAGAGGAACGAGAGCAAAGUGGCUGCCCCAGCGAGGAGGAAGUGAAGAAACCACUAAAGUGUGUGGUGGUCGGAGAUGGUGCAGUGGGGAAAACCUGCUUACUGAUGAGUUACGCCAAUGACGCCUUCCCAGAGGAAUACGUGCCUACGGUGUUUGACCACUAUGCAGUUACUGUGACGGUGGGAGGCAAGCAGCACUUGCUUGGACUUUAUGACACAGCAGGACAGGAGGACUAUAACCAACUGAGACCACUCUCCUACCCCAAUACCGAUGUGUUUCUGAUCUGUUUUUCUGUUGUAAACCCAGCCUCUUAUCACAACGUCCAGGAAGAAUGGGUACCUGAACUGAAAGGCUGUAUGCCACAUGUCCCUUUCGUCCUCAUAGGAACACAGAUUGAUCUUCGUGAUGACCCCAAAACGUUGGCUCGGUUGUUCUACAUGAAAGAGAAACCCCUCACUUAUGAGCACGGAGUGAAGCUUGCCAAGGCGAUUGGAGCACAGUGCUACUUGGAAUGCUCAGCCCUAACACAGAAAGGCCUUAAAACAGUCUUUGAUGAAGCAAUACUCGCCAUUUUUCACCCCAAAAAGAAGAAGCAGCAGUGUUCUAGGUGUUGCCCAGGCUGCUGCACCAUCGCAUGAGAUUAUUUGAGAUACCGUUCCAACAGCCCACAGGAGUGAGGAUGCCACUUCAUCUUGGGGCUCCCAUGUGCCCCUAGAGGGAGUGCAUGACCUGAGCAAGAAUUUACUUCAAAGCAAGGUCUUCCUCCAGUCUGUGAGAUUUCACAUUAGCCAGCCGAAUAGUCUUUUCUUCCUCAAGUCCCAUACUCUAAAGGAAAAAUGCACUGAGCCAAUAUUACAGUCAGGACAGCUGUUGAUGAUGUUGAAAACAAAAUAAAAGGCAUCAUGCAUCUUUAUGUCUUCACCUCCAGUGAAUGUGAAGGUGUAGGGAAAUUUCUCCAGACUCUGUAUCAGACAAUUCAGUUACAGUUUGGCAACUUUAACAGAUGCCUUUAACAAUAUACACAAAUCCAAUACAAAUUUAUCAGUCAAAUUUUUGCCUUGAACUACUAUCCUAUCCAUAUGUGUCUUACACAGAUUCACAAUUUUUCAGGAAGCUUAUUCUGUCCUGAUUUAUCCCACUAAAUCAGCCUACACGGAGUCUGUUUCACUAACAUUUUAUAUUUUUGAUGUUCACACCAAAGACUUCAGAACCAAUAUUUACCUCCAAUCUCACUUCUGAAUAUAAGAAGCCAAAGAAGACUUUGAGACUCUAUCAAAAAAUCUAGACAGAGCCAUGCUUACCAAGGCUGACCAAGAGAGAAAGCAAUGGGAAUUUUUACAGAAUUUAACCAGAAAAAAAAAUCAUCCUUAUUUUUACCGGAAGUCCUGGUGUAAUGGGGUCUAUGGGUAGCCUGAUGAUUGGAGUGUUUAAGCAUCACAGCCUAUUUGAUGAUGGAAUUUUAGAGCUAGGAGAAUUCCCAGAGAUCAUCUUCAUUUUUUACAGAAGAGGAAAAUGAGGCUCAGAGAAGCUUAGAGCCUUGCCUGAAGUGAUUCAUGGAUCAGAGAGAUCUCCAUUUCUCACCCAAAUUGAAAGAAUGGGAUAGUUCCAAGAAAUAUCUAGAAGUGGGCAGAAUCACGCUUCUUGACUUCGUUCUCCCUUUCUGCCACAGCGACACCUCCUUUCCACUUGUCAAAACCUGCUCCCAAGAAAGAAUUUGAAAGUCUUCACUCUGAAGUGGAAAGGUCUGAUUUAAUGCAAUUAAAUUCAACAAGCAUUUCUUAAGUACCUACAUAAAACCCUGUCAGAUGUCGUAUAGUCUUCCUGGGCUAUUGUACUGUAAUAGGCUGCAGAGCCAUGACUAGGACAGAGCAAUCAUGACUUUGCCCUAAAUUUAGAUGGUGCAAAAAAUUUAACAAAUACACUCCUUAAGAAACAACUGAAUGUAGCAGCUAGUGCUCUAGAAUAGUUAUUUAAAAUAAAGAGUUACUAGAUAAAUAAUACCCAUCUGGGAACCCUUAUAGUGACUAGUUCCCCUUCUCAAAUUGGUUUGUCUUUAAUAUUUCAUAUACAUAUAUAUAAUUUGAGGGCACCGUUUUAUGCUGCCUGCCCUGAACAUUAAAAUUACUCCUUAUAUUUCUGUUAGGCAAAUACAUACUGAAGCUACAGGGUGAAAAAGCUCCCAUGGCAGAAUUUCAAACAUCCACUAGAAGAGUGACUUCUUGGAUCAGCAAGACAUUUUCAGCCAUCUGAAAUUAUGCCACAGGGUUAUCUGUCUGCUCUUCCCAUGUGGGAGUCCUUUCCCAGAACUGCUGAACAGCAAGCCUCAGAAAGUCUCUGAAGAUCAACCAUGUUUGACUGGAAGGAUUUUAUUACUUUCUACUAAUUGCUUAAUUUUCAAUAGCUUCUCUUGGUUGUUGCACAGUGCAUCCUAUUCUAUGUCAGUAGCUUUCCUUGGUAUGGGUUACUUAGGGUGACAUGUUGGUCCUUCCUUCUCUCUGUACUCAUCAUCAUGGAUAACUUUUUAGGUGUCUCGGUACCAUAUUCAGGAAUUGUUUUUCACUCAGAUAGAAAGCUUAUACCUAGGAGAAUAAAAAUUGGCCAGUAAUACUGAGAAACCAAAUUAAGUCUUAAUCUUUUCUCUAAGACUCCUCCCUAGAACCAGUCUUUUUUUUUUCACAAAAGAGCAAGUUACUGCUAUGCUCGUGAUUAGAAACAACAAGAACUUAUUAAUUCAUUUUACAGAUACCUUGGAAAUGCCUAGGGAGUGUCUUUACUUUAUUUAUUUUAUCUCUUACUUUCUCUUAAAAGUUCUGUUCCCAGGCAUAGAAUGACAGUAUUUAUACUUCUGAACACUGCCAGGCCCAAAUGAUAUUGAAAGAAGAUCUGUCUAUGAGACAGCUACAGGAAGAGAGAGGCAGGCUUGGAAUAAAAUCAUAUGAGAAGCACAGAAACAAACUUCAGGGGACAGGAUCAUUCAUUCCUUUGGAAUUUCCCUAGGAAGUUGCCCUAUCUUGAGCACUAUCCCCUGGAUACGUAGGACAUGCCUGAUAUUGCUAUAUCCCUUCCAUGUCAUCCUUUUCCUCUUUCAUCCCUCCUUUCUUUCAUUUUUGUUUACUAUCCCUUCUUACCUGACCACUUCUCUAAUAUAUUCUCAAACAUUUAUUAAACAAAAAUAGGAAAUCUGUAAGUGGCACACGGAUAGUGAGAGGAAACAAAAUGCUUUCAGUUUUUGCAACUAUAAAAUAUGACUCCAUAGAGACCACCAAUUUCAUCUCGUUCAUGCAAUAAUAAUCAUUUAGCAGGGUUACAAAUGAGAUAUUAUCAGCCAGUUUUACUAUGAUAUUGCACACUAGUUUCUUGCUAAAUGGAGUCUAGUUAACAUUUGCUAGUGUGAUUCCAAAAGGGAGUGACAUGCGGUAGCUACACUGAAGAAAGGAUUUAUACAUAGCCCUGCCAUACUUCUCUCUGGGUUUGCACCCACCUGCUGGGCAAUCAGGAUUAAUUUCCUUGUUGUGUAAAUGUUUCUUCAUUUACUCUUUCGAACCCUGGAAAUGAAAUUUAGUGUUCUGGAACAAAUAAUCAGUCAUAGGAUUUGGAACUGGAAGGUCCCUCAGGGUCACCUAGUUCAUAAGACCAAACUCUUCAUUUUAUAGAGGAGGCAAAUGAGGCCAAGAAGAGGGAAGGCUCAAACUCAUAGGGGUUGUAAGUAGAAGGGCCAGGAUUUAAACCAAGAUCUGCUCAUUCUAAUUCUUUUAAACCACACUGCCUCUUGUUAAAUCCAAAGAAGGAAUGAAAAGGUCUAUAUGACCUAAUCCCCUCACCUCAAAUCAAUUUUCAAUUCAAUCAAGUUGAAUUGAAAAUGCUUAUAUAAACUAAUCCCUCCACCUCAAAAUCAAUCACUUGUUCCCUAAUUAAUGGCAGAACUGGGUUCAUUGUGCUUUAUUGCAUAUGUACACAUAAAGACCAUCUCUAAUCCAACUACCUCAUUCUACAAAUGAGGAAACUGAGGCCUAAUGAGGUUAGGUGACUUUGCCAAGUUCACAGAGAUAAUUAGUGGCAGAACUAGAUCCCCUGACUCCCAAACUAAUGGCAAUUUAGUAUAUAGCUCAAAUACGCUGGCUCACAAAAUUGGUUGAAUGAAUGAAUAGAUAGAUGAAUAAGUAAUUUAAAAGCUUCACUAGGCAUGGGUAUCAAAGUUUGGUCAACCUGAGGAUGGUGGCUUUUGAAUGCAUUGUGGAAAAUCUAUUUGCAUGACCAUUUUUUCUUUUUAAAUUGGCUGACUGGGCAAACCUUAUGAAAAAUGUAUUUCAAAGUGCAAAAUUUCCAGGAAGGUUAAUAAUUAGAUGUACCUGGUAAAUGCUAACAAGAUCCAGAAAUGAAAUGAAAGCAUGAGCUGUGUCUAGUAGCAUUUCCAUCUUUAGCUAUUUGUCCAGUCUUAUUUGGGGGAAAUUUCUUUGAGAAAUCUGCCAAGGAGAUUCUUGCUCACUUGUGAAUAACUAGGACAUAAGUGUGCUCUAGCAUUCUAGUUUUAAAAUCUCACUGCAACAAAUCACAAUGAAACUUGAAUGGAUAAUUCUAGUCUCUUCUUUUUUGUUCUCUCAAAGAGACAGUUAUGUCAGAACUAGACCUUUUUUUCCUUUUAAUCAGGUUCUACUCUGGCAAGCCUGUACUGUAUGGCUUUGAAUUUGAUGGUGACUCAAGGCAGAGUUAAUGCUCAAGCUGAAGCCAUUUAGUUUUAUUUUUAGCCACAGUUUUCUCAACCGUUCUUGCAUGGGAGGUCAGUGCUGUGCUGAGCAGAGGUUGGAGAAGUAACUGCCUAGGAAAUUGCUUAUAUGAGGCAUGAGGUGGUGUUAUCAGAGAAAGAGUGGCUGAGCACCAUGUCUAAGGGUCAAUGCCUUGUCAAACUGCCAUAUGCCCUGAGUCUCUCAGUCUCUAAAUGAUUCAUUUGAUAGGAAAAGAAUUCUCUCAGAGCAGGAACUAUUAGUUUACUGAAGCUUUGUUAAAAAAAAUAUAGAUGAUAGAUAGAUAGAUAGAUAGAUAGAUAGAUAGAUAGAUAGAUAGAUAGAUAGACUUAGAGUUAAAGGACCCUUAGAGACAUCUAGUCCAACACCUUCAUUUUACAAAUGAGGAAACUGAGGCCCAGAGAGGUUAAAGAACUGGCCCAAAUUCACACGGCAGAAAGAGACUGAGACAGGAUUUAAAUUCAGGUCCUCUGAUUAUUUUCAGUUUUACUAGCCAACCAGUUCUUAUCAUCAAAGGUGGAUUUAACCAGCUAGAGUUUCCCUCUAGUGAAGAUUACUUACUUCAAGAUCUAUAAUUUAAUCAAUGUAGAUAUUCUCUCCAUCAUUGAAAAUAUGCAGUCUGUUAAUGGGCAUAUACUCAGAGCAUUUCCAGUCUGUACUUUGCUAACACAGCCUUUAAGGGCCCACGGUUACCUACAUCCCACAACAAGGGAUCAAAGGAGAUUAAUUGCCCAGGGGGAAAAAUUAAAGAAUUCUGUAUUCUUUUGGUCAACCUAAGAACAGUGGCUUUUGAAUGCAUUGGGACAAUUGCACACUAGGACAAUUGAAUGUGUUGGCACAAUGUUUAUUCACUCUAGGAUUAGGUAGUCAAGGAGUAGCUUGUUUUAUUACAGCAAUAUUUCCUCCACAAGAUUACACCAGAGUGAGUAAAUUCAUGUGCUUUCUAGGCCUUAGUUUUCUCAUAUGUAAGAUGAGACUGUUGGACUAGAUAACCUCUAUGUUCCCUUACAGUUCUAAAUUUAUGAUCCCGUGACCUGCCUCCCCUCUGGAGUAUCAUGUGCUCUUUUUUCUCAGAAAGUCAUAAGCUAUGAGCCAACCUAAAGAUUCCAUCCUUCUUUUCGUUGCCAGAUUAGUCAGUAAAAAGACAGUUAGGUGACAUGGAAAUGUCACUGUAUAUACUCUAAGUGAGGCUCAGGCAGUGACAUCUUAAAAUAUUCCCUAGGCUGAUACUCAAAUUAACUACAUAAGCCAGCCAAUUUAAAAGGCUUCUGCUCUCUUUUAUUUUAUUUGUCCCUUGGGGUUCUUGCUAAGCUCACUUCCCAUCUAACAGUGGUAAGUGAAUGACCAAGCCCCUCAUGGACCAUUACACCAAAUAAGGGAAAAGUAGAAUCGUUUUGACAGAAGGCAAGUCUGAAGAAACAUAGGUCAGAGAUGCCAUUGAGUUUCUCUGAUGUUUAAAAGGAAAGAAAAAACAAAUACUUCCCAUCCAAAAUACAGUAAGUUCUUUUCACAGGGAUCUGGCGAAAAAUAAUGAGGCUGCUGCCAGUCUUUAGGGAGCCUUGAUAAAACUCCAAUGUGGGAACCAAACAAAUCAAGGGUAAAAGAAGCUGAAUAAAGUUAUUUGCCUCAUGGCUUAAGAGAGGCUACAUUCCAGGAUGACAAGAUAAUGACCUAGUCCUGAACAAUGCAUUAGAGGUAUUUUCUGCCUGAAGGAACUCCAAUUCUAGAGUUUCUUGACAGUUUAUUCAUUCAUUCAACAAAUAGUUUUCCAAUAUAUGGCAUCUUGCCCUCUGAUUAAAACACUUUUGUCAGUAAGGAACAUCUGGAGAGCAAAACAUCAUCACCUAUCUCAGGAGUGAUCUACGGUGGUCAUAAUUCUUUCCAUGUACUCCAAAGGGCUCUAGAAAGUUUUCUUGAUCAUUAGUGGUCAGGAUCUUAGUAUCUCUACACCAAAGCAAGAGCCUCAGCUACCCUGAUUCACAUGGCAGGGCAUUCACUGGGGCCCCAUACAUUCUUUGAAGGCCCUAUUUCCUCUUACAAAGGUUUCCAUUAUACUUACUCUCCAAGUAGUAACACUAGUCCAGAUGCCAUAACCCAGGGUGUGAUGGAGACAUGCAGCAUGAAUUCCUGUGCUCCUUACAAGUCCAGAAAAAAUAAAACAGCUCCUUGGAGAAGCCCUAAGCAUUCUUCCAUAGGGUGGCCUUUUAUUUUCAAUCAGUAAAACAUUAAGUGCCUACUACUUUUACAACCUAAAGUUCAGACCCUGCCUACAGAAAGAUUGCAAACUUCUUUGAAAAUUUCUAGCAAGUCACAUUAGCAUAGUGUAAGGAGUGUUGAUCAUGGAAUUCAGAGGACCUGAAUUUUAAAUCCCACUGUGGACCCUGACUAGUUGUAUAGCCCUGGAGAAGUCAUUUAACCUCAUCGAGCCUCAGUAUCCUCAACAUGUAAAAAGGGAAUAAUAAUAGCACCUCCACGGUUACUGUGAGAUUCAGAUAUGGGAAGUAUUUUGCGAACACUGAAGCACUAUAUAAAUAUCAAAUAUCAUUUUAAAAUCCAAAAUGGACCUUCACCCAAGGUUGAUUUUAUUGGGACAAAUUUAUCAUAAUCAUAGGAGGUACUAGGAAACUAUCAUGAAUCUCAUAGCAGUCUCUUAAAUGAAGUGUAUCUAUCUGUCUCCUAGCUUUCACCAUAUGAUCUCUCAGUAUACUUACCCAAUUACUUCUUCUCCUGAUGCACAAAAUGAAAACAAAUUUUUUUUUCAGGACAAAUGAACAAUGAGAAGGAAAAAAGGGAGGGGGACAGAUUUGGUGUAUGGCAUUCUUUUGUAUCACAAGCCACCCUAUAUGCCUACUCUAUGGGCUUUAUUUCCAAGUCCCUUACUUGCCUUUCCAUUCAAAAUGACAUCACAGUUUGAGAUAUCUAGUGAGAUCCACCAGUCAAAUGAACAUUUUCCCACUGAAUUACACACAUCAAUGUCUGAUAACCAAAGUCUGAGCCCUGAAUUUGUCACAGUUAUUCUCACCUCCAUAAUUCCCAUCCAGCAAACAGGCCAGGGUCAUGUGAUAAAUUCACCCUUGUGUCAAAGGGGUGUUUAACUUCAUAAGCCUCUGUCCUGGAGCUCUGAUUCAAAAUUGUCUGUGCUGGAAUUUGCAUUGGGAUGUGUUCAAAAGCAAAUGGCGUGUUUGUUUAAAUGAGGGAACACUUUGUUACUGGCUUCUUGAUGGGGCCCAAAAGUGAUCAAAAUUUCAUGUUUUAAAACAUUCCACAAAAUACAGGUAUGCUCAUUCAUUUUUGGUGGAGUUGGGAAUUAGUAUAACCAUUCUUCAGAGUAACUUGUAAUUAUAUAAAUAAAGUGGCUAAAAUGCUCAAACUCUUUGACCCAGAAAUUCCCCCAUUAGGUUUAAACCACUAGGAGAUCAUUGACAAAAUGAAAGUCUCCAUAUACACUAUAACAUUUAUAGCAGCACUUUUACUGGUAACAAAGAACAGGAAAUAGAAUAGAUAUUCAUCUAUUGAGGAAUGGAAACUAAAUUACAACAUAUGAAUGUUAUGUAACAUUACUGCGUUGCAAGAGAAGACAAAGAUGAUUGCCACAGACAAAUAUGAACUUACAUGAACUGAUGCAAAAUGAAAGAAGUAUAGCCAAGAAAA